UUGCCCUGUGGGCCUUUGUCUGCUGCUGGGUCCCUCGCAUUCCUGCGAGCAACACCCCUCCUCCGCCUGGAAUCCUGCAGGCUUCCCUUGGGCAGGCUCGGCCCUGCCCCUGUGGUUCCCGCCCGGCCUUCAGGCCCCUCCUUCCAGGCCUGACUUUCGGAAAGGGAAGGCUUUCUGAGGAAACGAAAGCGAAAUUGAACCGUAGCCAUCUUGUGGCCCAGCACGGCGCAGGCAGGCAGGGUUGCCCUGCUGGCUCCCUAGAAUUGCAGAGAGUGGAGUGCAACCGCGGCGGUGCUAGUGUUUGGGGCCCUCGGAGUAGGGGGUGUAGCUUCCGGGCCGCACUGGCCCGGCCUGGGCUGUACCUUCAAGGCGCUAUGGACCUGCGGAAGGGCAGUUCCCUCCAGAGAUACCACCUCUGCCCGGGUCAAGGCUAUGAGCACAGCCAGUUCAGUCACCAGCAGCUGGACCCAAGAUCUCCCGCUGACCAUUUCCGGCUCCAGCAAAUAGCAUUUUUGCAGGGAUUUUGCCCAGAAGUGCCCCUUCCUGGAAAGCAGGCCUCAUCACUGCUGUCGUUCCCGGGACUCAGCCCAAGGUUUCCAGGCCCACCUGUCAGAUUCAGGCAGCCAGGGAGCGGGGCUGUCCCCAGGGACGUGCCUCUCAGUAGGCCGGGGUGCCAGGAAGAACUGCAGCCCCCUUUAUCACACGCCAGGGUUGUGGCAUGCAAAGGUGUUGACAGGCUUUCCUCACGCUUCCAGCGCCUCAGUAUAGAUCAGGAUCGGGAGCAAAGGAUCUUUGAGGCGCUCAAAGAGGGGCAGGUUCUCUCAGCCAUUCAGCUGGCUACUAAGCUCCAAGCCACAAGAAAGGACAUCAAUCGAGUUUUGUACUCCCUGGCGAAGAGGGGAAAGCUGCACCGAAAGGCAGGAAGGCCCCCUCUGUGGAGCAUCACCGUCUCCGCUGCAGCUAGGGAACAGCUGUGCACGGCAGGUCGGGAGCCCGUGCCACAGAAUCCAGAUCUCUAUAGCCAGGGAACCCCAGGCUCAGCCCAGGGUUUGGAAGCUGAGGACACAGGUGUCCCAUCUGACGUAGAAGAAGAUCCUGCUGAGCCUUUGGACAUGGCCGAGAUCAAGGAGAAAAUCUGUGACUACCUGUUCAAUGUGUCUAACUCCUCUGCCCUAAAUGUGGCCAAGAAUAUUGGCCUCAGCAAGGCCCGCGAUGUGAACACGGUGCUGAUCGAUUUGGAAAAGCAGGGCGAUGUCUACAGGCAGGGGGCCACCCCUCCCAUCUGGUACUUGACAGACAAGAAGCGAGAGAGGAUGCAGAUCAAGAGAAAUGCAAACAGUGUCCCUGAAACCACUCCCGCCCCCGCCGCCAAGAGGAACACAGCGCUCCCCACAAGUUGUCCACCCAAGUCCGAUGCUUCACACACCACAAUGGCCAUGGAAAAGGUAGAGAACGGACAGGAGCCUGCCAUAAAAGUAGAAAGGCAAGAAACCAGGCCAGAACCCGCAAGAUUGAAGCCGCCCAUCUAUCACAAUGGCCCCUCCAAAGCAGGCUAUGUUGACUUUGAAAAUGGCCAGUGGGCAACAGAUGACAUCCCAGAUAAUCUGAAUAGCAUCCAUGCAGCACCAGGUGAGUUCCGAGCCAUCAUGGAGAUGCCCUCCUUCUACAGUCACAGCUUGCCACGCUGUACACCCUACAAGAAGCUGACUCAGUGCCAGCUGAAGAACCCCGUCAGUGGGCUCUUAGAGUAUGCACAGUUCACUAGUCAGACCUGUGAGUUCAACCUCAUCGAGCAGAGCGGACCACCCCACGAACCUCGGUUUAAGUUCCAGGUCAUCAUCAGCGGCCGAGAGUUCCCCCCAGCUGAGGCGGGCAGCAAGAAAGUGGCCAAGCAGGAUGCAGCCAUGAAAGCCAUGACUAUUCUGCUUCGAGAAGCCAAAGCCAAGGAUAGUGGGAAAUCGGAAGACUUGUCCUGCUGCCCCAUGGAGAAAGACUCUGAGCAGACCGCAGAGCCGCAGCCCACUGCCCCAUCAGCUGUUCCCCUCUUCUCUGGAAAGAGUCCUGUCACUGCGCUGCUUGAGUGUAUGCACAAGCUGGGCAACUCCUGUGAAUUCCGUCUCCUGUCUAAGGAAGGCCCUGCCCACGACCCCAAGUUCCAGUACUGUGUUGCAGUGGGCUCCCAAACCUUCCCCGCUGUAAGUGCUCCCAGCAAGAAAGUGGCCAAGCAGAUGGCGGCGGAGGAAGCCAUGAAGGCCUUGCAAGAGGAGGCAGCCAACCCCAUGGGCUCUGAUGACCAGUCUGGAGGGUCCAACACAGACUCUCUUGAGGCCUUGGAGUCCGGAAUGCCCAGCAAGAUCCGGAAGGUCGGGGAGCUCGUCAGAUACCUGAACACAAACCCUGUGGGCGGCCUGCUGGAGUACGCCCGCUCCCAUGGCUUUGCUGCUGAGUUCAAGUUGGUUGACCAGUCUGGACCUCCUCACGAACCCAAGUUUGUUUACCAAGCAAAAGUUGGAGGUCGCUGGUUCCCAGCCGUGUGUGCGCACAGCAAGAAGCAAGGCAAACAGGAAGCGGCCGACGCAGCUCUCCGGGUCUUGAUUGGGGAGAACGAGAAGGCAGAACGCAUGGGUUUCACAGAGGUAACCCCAGUGACAGGGGCCAGUCUCAGAAGAACUAUGCUCCUCCUCUCCAGGUCCCCAGAAGCACAGCCAAAGACACUUCCUCUCACGGGCAGCACCUUCCACGAUCAGAUCGCCAUGCUGAGCCACCGCUGCUUCAACACCCUCACCAACAGCUUCCAGCCCUCCCUGCUGGGCCGCAAGAUCCUGGCAGCCAUCAUCAUGAAAAAGGAUUCUGAGGACAUGGGGGUCGUUGUCAGCCUGGGGACGGGGAAUCGAUGUGUGAAGGGCGACUCUCUUAGUCUCAAGGGAGAGACAGUCAAUGACUGCCAUGCCGAGAUCAUCUCCCGGCGAGGUUUCAUCAGGUUCCUCUACACAGAGCUAAUGAAGUACAACCCCCAGACCGCGAAGGAAAGUAUAUUUGAGCCUGCUAGGGGAGGAGAAAAGCUCCAGAUAAAAAAGACGGUUUCAUUCCAUCUGUACAUCAGUACUGCUCCUUGUGGUGAUGGCGCUCUCUUUGACAAGUCCUGCAGUGACCGCGCCAUGGAGAGCAUGGACUCCCGCCACUACCCUGUCUUCGAGAACCCCAAGCAAGGAAAGCUCCGCACCAAAGUGGAGAAUGGAGAAGGCACUAUCCCUGUGGAAUCCAGUGACAUUGUGCCCACGUGGGACGGCAUCCGCCUGGGGGAGAGACUCCGUACCAUGUCGUGCAGUGACAAGAUUCUGCGCUGGAACGUGCUGGGCCUGCAGGGUGCCCUGCUGACCCACUUCCUGCAGCCCAUCUAUCUCAAGUCUGUCACGCUUGGCUACCUUUUCAGCCAAGGGCACCUGACCCGCGCAAUCUGCUGUCGAGUGACAAGAGAUGGAAGUGCAUUUGAGGAAGGACUACGAAAGCCUUUUAUUGUCAACCACCCCAAGGUUGGCCGGGUCAGUGUCUAUGACUCCAAAAGGCAGUCCGGGAAGACCAAGGAGACGAGCGUCAACUGGUGUCUGGCUGACGGCUACGAGCUGGAGAUCCUGGAUGGCACCAGGGGCACCGUGGAUGGGCCACGGAAUGAGUUGUCGCGGGUCUCCAAGAAGAACAUCUUCCUUAUGUUUAAGAGGCUCUGCUCCUUUCGUUACCGCAGAGAUUUACUGAAACUCUCCUAUGGUGAGGCCAAGAAAGCUGCCCGUGACUAUGAGAUAGCCAAGAACUACUUCAAAAAGAGCCUCAAGGACAUGGGCUACGGGAACUGGAUAAGCAAACCGCAGGAGGAGAAGAACUUCUACCUCUGCCCAGUGCCCAGUGACUGAUGCAGUGGGGUGAGGGGCUCUCAGCGGGGCGAGAGAAUUAGAGCGUGUAGCAUUCCUCAUCACAUUGGUUUUUGUUUUUUUAAUCAUCCUUUUUUUUUUUUCCUAAUAGAACUGCAAUUGGAGAUCCUCAGAACUUUGGGUUGCCAUUUAUUCUGCUUUCUAGGGGAAUUUGCUAGGUGGAGUCUGGCUAGGCCCCCUCAUUUUUCCCAAAUUAAAAGGCAGAGUCCAAAAGAGAGAGAAAGGGGUCAUCUUUCCUUGCCAUGCACAGCAUGACCAGAUACGGAGCACCUGUAGCCCGUUUGCCCUGAGACUUGAGUUGUUUUGUUGAUUUUCCCAUUUCUUCUUCUUUUGUGUUUCCUACACUGACUGACCUUUUGUGGUCUUGAUUAGCCUUCACUGGGUUCUCUGGAUCACGCCAGGGUUGAUGCUUUCAGUCAAGGGCCAGCGGGCCCCUCCCCUCAGGUUCCUUUUUACCUUUGGAUCGUGGAGCUUCUCCCCACUCCCAAGAGUGAAGAGGCUAAUGCAACUGCUCAGGCAUCAGGCCUUGCAUGGGAGCCAGCUGGGGUGCAGGGAGUAGGCAGGCACCCGGGCCAGGGAGGAUAGCCCCCUCUUCCCAGGAAGUCCUUAGACUAUUCCAGGCUUUCAGCUAUCCUGCCAGGCAAAGCAUUUCUAGGAGCUUUCCCAGCCAGCACAGAACACAGGGCCACAGACACCAGCUGAGUGGACAGUGUCCAGGACAGCUCUCGAGGGCAGGUGACCUCUAUCAGGCUCAUCAGGACUCCACAAGAGUGAAAGCCAAAAGUCACACUGGGGCCUAUCACCAGCCAACCUGGCACAUCUCGUGACAUUGACACCAACGCGAGUUGGUCCAGUCAGGUAUAAAUGAGCUUUUACAGGAAGUGGGUGUUGAUUCCUAACCACAGCUGCACAGCUCUAAAAUGCAUGCAUGCUUUCCCAUCUAUCUGCCUGCAGUCGUUGUGCCAGGUAACUUCAGUUGGUCCUUCAGGUAACACAGAUUGGCUGUCUUCCUGCCGUUGGGGGUGUUUUUACGGGGUUGACAUCCAAGGCAGUAGUUGCAAGGGAAGGGCAGGUUGUCCUAGGCUCUGAGGUGGGACCCUUGGCCUUUGCAAGGGAUGUUGCCAGCACAGGCCCUCUGAGGAUGCCCCUUUCCCUCGCCAUGGCCCGCCCAGCCCUGCCUGGCCCAGCCCUGCCUGGCCCACCUCCUACUGACAACAGCCCAUCCACAGCCCCCACUGCUCUGCCUGUGGCUGCUGUGCCCUCUGUGCUCUUCCCCAGAUUGGCCACACUGAGAUAAGUGGCAUUUUGAAAACACAUUAAGAAUGUCCAUGUAGAGUACCAGAACUCACUAGGGAGUUGGUGGGAAAGCAGGGCGGUCCUUGGGGUUGGGAAGUACCUGCUAAAGGCAUGGCCAGGCAGUCCAGGGGGUGCAGGGAUCCAGUAGGCCAGACCUGUGGAAGGAAGCUCACCCCCUGAGUUCUCCAGCCAGAGGGCUACCCGGCCGCCACCUCAGCAUUCCUGCCCCUCUACUCUGUUGUGGGCAUUAAAAUCUGGCGGAGCUGCAUGUAGCCACCUCUUCACUGGCAGCCAGACACCCUUGACACAGAGCCCGCUGUCUCCCUGGAGAUCUUGCACACCACAGCAUUGGGCUUUGCUGCUGGAGGGCCGCAGGUGUGAAGGGCAGCAGGUACGUGGGAGCCUGGUGGGGCUCCCACCCAGUGUUCCCUUCCCAAUUUUGUCUUUGUUUUUAAAGAAGCUCUAAAAUCCCCCAACACACACACACACACACACACACACACACUUUCUUUUUAAUGAUUUCUGUAGUUGAUUUAUCUGACCUGUGGAUAAUCACUUGUACACACUGUCAGCACUUGAGGCUGUUUCUUUUGCUCAAGUGGAAGGGGCUCUGUUGGCUUUGGGGUCUUGCCAGGGACUCCACGAACAGAGUGGGGAAGGGCUGGGGUCCAGGCCUGGGGGCCAUUGGGGGCUGCAGUCCAGUCUUACGAUUCUGCUUUUAUGUGAUCCUUGAUAUCACUGACUAACAUAAUACAUUCCGCAUAAAUAAAAUAGAAAAAAAUCUAA
Ochotona curzoniae (black-lipped pika) is the source of this 6008-nucleotide messenger RNA. It is a transcript of the gene ADAR, whose product is annotated as adenosine deaminase RNA specific. Gene Ontology annotation, cellular component: nucleolus; cytoplasm. The record is from RefSeq and is a predicted model, not a curated record. Gene Ontology annotation, biological process: adenosine to inosine editing; RNA processing. Bases 375 to 3908 code for a protein of 1177 amino acids. NCBI's taxonomy places the organism in Eukaryota, Metazoa, Chordata, Mammalia, Lagomorpha, Ochotonidae. The transcript is spliced from 15 exons. Gene Ontology annotation, molecular function: double-stranded RNA adenosine deaminase activity; tRNA-specific adenosine deaminase activity; double-stranded RNA binding.